Molecule: messenger RNA, 1827 nt
Organism: Drosophila subobscura
Lineage: Eukaryota; Metazoa; Arthropoda; Insecta; Diptera; Drosophilidae
Exons: 5
Coding region: 305-1237 (310 amino acids)
Biological process (GO): positive regulation of DNA-templated transcription
Cellular component (GO): nuclear body
Source: RefSeq, a predicted model, not a curated record
UGGUGGCGAGAGCUGCGCGUACUACCAGAUACGUCGUUUUUCGUGUGUUUCCCUCUCGAAGAUAAUUAAAAUUUAAUUAUUUGCCUUAUAAUCAAGUUGUGUUUUGUGCUGCCUGCCUGUUGUUGUGUUGGUGUUGUUUCACCCCCCUCCCAUCCCCCGGCAAUCGGCUGCUCAUGGAGAAUAAGAGUGGAUGCGCGUGUCCAAUAUGCCAGCCUACUAGAUAAGUCCUGCUUCAUGUCCUGCUCCAGCUGGCAGACGCAGUUUGUUGGGCAAUCCCAGUUGUCGGCAGCGAGACCCAUGUGAAAUGCCUUAUGAAAAAUUCAACAAAAAGCGUCGACAAUGGGAGGAUAGUGGGGUACUAGAGCUAAUCAAACUAUGGAAAGUCUGCGCCUAUGAGCUGCGCACCAUCAAACGCAAUGGCCAUCUGUAUGUGGCUAUGGCCAAGCAGCUAACGUCCCUGGGCGUACCUGUUACCGCACUGGAGGUGCACUUCAAAGUCAACAAUCUCACGCAGCGAUAUCGACAGGAGCAGAAGACCUUCGAGACGACAGGCAUAAUCAGCACCUGGAAGUUUUACAGUCAAGUGGAUGAUGUUUUCAAGAGUCUGGCCGCUCACACAGGUUACAAAGACAAACGCAUGACUAGUGCCUCGAAUACUAGUAGUUUACCAUCCACAUCCGAGUCACCAGUUUGGAAGAAUCCAAUGUCUCAGCAAGAGUUUAAUAGCAACAACACGGAGGGGUUCUAUAAGACCGAGUACGGCAUGCAUCGCCACUUUAUGGACCACUCCCAGCCACCGCCGAACACGGGCAGCGUGGACAAUUUCAUGGCCUCCUCGGCGGCCGUGGCGGCGGUGGCUGCCGCUGCAUCCGCUCGCCUCGCGGACAACAACAUGGAGCAGCAGAUGAACGCUGCGGGCGGCAGCGGGGCCAGCGGCGGUGGCGGCAACACCAACGGCGGCGUGGCCAACUACAACAAAAUCAAGAAAUCCCACGAGGACUACGACAAGUUUGUGGAUAUUGUGAAGAACAUUGUGGACACGCACAAGAACACACCGGACAAGGUGGACACGUUCAGCGACUUCAUCAAGUCGUACAUGAAGCGCUGGCCGGAGCGGCUCCAGGACGAGGCAAUCAAUCACAUCACCAACUACGUGAUUGUCAAGAACAUGGAGCACAGCAUGGUCAGCGGCGGCGGCGGUGUUCACAAUCCGGAGGGGGUCAACAAUCGACAAUAACAAUACAAGCAGGAGCCCAACAACUAAACGCAGCCAAGGUCAGUGCAGAUAGUUGUUGGACGGCCGCCCAUCAGUCCACGCAGCCUUGGUCAUAGGCGGCCGUAGUAGCAGCUCCAGGAACUCCAAACCCAACUACGGAAACGUAGUACGAAACACGAGAGACACAAGGAGCAAGGGCGAGGAUUACUUAACACGGCACGGCACGGCAGUUACUUAACAGCGACCCCUUAACCCCUAGAUCGCUGGAUCGGCUGGGUAUUUUCGGUCUGGUUUAUAUUGGAGCGAAGUGUUUAUGUUUGUUGGAACGGAACGGAACAUGGCAUACAGUAUUUUUUGUAUAGUUAAAAUAUACAAUCGGAGUUUUUAGUUUUUAUUUUCUGUGCGAUGCCGACGAUACCAAUACCGAAAGAACUUCGGUUGAGUGCGGAAUGGGCAGGUCAGGACAGGACAGGGACUCCAUCUCAAAUAAACAUAGAGAUCAGAUCCUAGCGAGUACUUUUACGUUUAGACAUCAUUUCCUACUGUUAGCUGUAAACUAUUAUUAUACAUAAAUAUAUAAAUUACAAAUUAAUAAAUGCUUUAACGACUAA